Messenger RNA from Capsicum annuum, 375 nucleotides. RefSeq lists its product as uncharacterized. NCBI's taxonomy places the organism in Eukaryota, Viridiplantae, Streptophyta, Magnoliopsida, Solanales, Solanaceae. The record is from RefSeq and is a predicted model, not a curated record. Bases 1 to 375 code for a protein of 124 amino acids. The transcript has 2 exons.
AUGAAGGAGGCUAAGUUAGCAGUUACGGCUGCCAAGACAACAACAUUUGAGAGUCUAGUUUCGGUGGAGGAUAUCCAUAUUACGAGGAGAUGGCAGGAGUAUUUUCGUGGACUAUUGAAUGAGGAGGGGGACACAAGCAUUGAGUUAGGGGAGCUGGAGCACUCGGAGGAAAAUCAAAAUCUCAGCUACUGCAAAUAUUUUAGGGUUGAGGUGGUCAGAGAGGCUAUUCGUAGGAUACGGAGGGGUAGGGCGACAGGGCUGGACGAAAUUCUGAUGUAUUUUUGGAAGUUUACUGGUGGAGCAAGUUUAGGAUGGUUGACUGAUCUGUUUAACGCUAUUUUCAAGUCUGCGAAAAUGCCUGAGGCCUUAAGAUGA